AUUAGAUAAAAAAGUCAAAAAUUUGAAUUGAAAAUUCUUUUGUUUUUACGCAAUGUUUAAAAAUGAAAUAUCUGAAAAUAAUUGUGUUAUCAAACAAGGCCUAAAUCUUGUAAGAAUGAGUCAAAGACCAUAGGGAAUCCGAACAAGGUAACUGACAACAAAUUUAUGAAGUUGUCUUGGUACAAUUUUGUCUCGUUUCAAGCCUUAUAAUAAAGAGUCAACAACCCAUAUUGUCUUGAAGCAUCCGGUUUCCUUCAAGUAAUAAUAAAAUAUUUUAAAUGGCUAAGGCUUGAGCUCAAUAUUAAGCUAUAAACUUUGUGGAAGUUAGGUGGUCACCGCGGCUUUGGCUACUGAAAAGAUUCCUUAUGGUCAUUCUCUUCAAUCCUUUCAUACCAAGGAAAGAACUAUUUUAUGGCGGUCAACCUUUUUUUGUUUGUUUAACCAUCAUAAAAUAUAGAAGGAUAGACUUGCACGCUGAAGACAUGAAUUGAGACGUGAUUCUUUUGGGUCAAUGCUUUUGGAUGAUACAGUCACGGCAUGAACAUUAUGUAAUUCAAAACUUCUUGGGUUGUGCAUGUGUUUAUGCGAGUAAUACCUGGGUUUGAAUAACACGAAUAUGGCUACAUGAAAUACAAUCGAAGGAUGUAAUAAGUUUUCAUGUAAAUUCAUCAAGAUACUGGGUAGACAUUGGGAGAAAAAAUAUUGGGAAUUAGGUGAGCAAAUGUGGGUUCCUAUGAACUUUUGAUGGAAUAUCGACAUCUUGUGGUCUUUAAUAAUAGUGGAACUACUUGAUCUUCCUUCAUGUUUUUGUUAUUGUGACAACAAAUAUCACCUAAAGAAAGCUUGGAAGUCAACCUUAUAUUUUUGGUUUCACUGUUGUAAACAUGGAAGGGUAGACUUAAACUGUGACAUUGACAUUGCGAUGUGCUUCUUUUGGGUCAAUGCUUGGAUGACGCAGGCACUGACAUGGACAUAAUGUAAUUUGAAGCUUCUUGGAUUGUGCAUCAAUGCAUGUGUUUGUGCAAAGUAAUACCUAGGUUUGAAUAGCAUGAGUAUGGCUACAACAGAAUCGAAGGAUGUAAGAAGCUGUCAUGCAAAUUCAUCAAGACACUGGACAGACCUGGGGAGAAAAAUUAUUGGGGAUUUGGUGACGGUUUGACAGGAGAUUGACAUCUUGUGGUCUUUAAUAAUUGUGGAAGUCAGUAUACAUAUAGUCAGCCGAUCAUUCUGGAUCUUCCUUAAUGGUUUUUAUUUUUGUAACAAUGGAUCUCACCUAAAGAAAGCUACUUAACUUUUCAAUUUGGAAAUAAAUGGAGUUCAUUCACAAUGGAUAUAGAACACUUGUUUCCUUUAGUUCCCAUGCAGGAAAACCUUGAAAGAUAGCAUGUGGGUUGUUCUGCAUAUCAUCUGUAUGACUAAAAUGUGUGCCCGGGACUGAUAGCUUAGUGGUAUCUAGCUGUUAGAUAUUUAUAUUUUAAUACACAGGACAUGAUUCUGUCUACUGGACUACAUUCAUAUGCAUGCACGUUAAUGACUGGAUCAUGAUUUAUUGAGAGCAAUGCUGAAAAUCACAUGAAGGAAUUCGAAGGCACUACCAAGGAAAUAACCUCACCCAAUUUCUGAUGCACUAUAGAUAUCAACAGGGUCAAAAUGGAGAAAAGAGGGUAAAAACAAAAGGAAAUUAGGGGGAGGUGUGGAAAACAGGAUCAAUUUUCUUAUUUACUUAAAUUAAUAAUACACCGAAAUCAGUCGAACAACGACUACCACAAUUGGAGCUUUGUGUAUAGCCAUUUGGUGUGAACCAAUUGAUUUCACAUGUGCUAGCUUCUGAGGGCUGACUAUUGCAGGAAUCCUGCUCUGGCAGACUGGCACUGAAUAUCAUUUAUUAUUGACCCCUUUUAGAUGUUGAUAGGAAGUGUUACGUGACUAUAUAUAUCACUAUGUGGAUCUCUAGCAUACUUGCAGUUACUCAUCUACAUUUGAAACAAGAAUCUCAAAAGGGUUUGUCUGAAGCAGAAAUAGUUAAACACAAAAUGUAUAACUUUUCAGCUUGCAGUUCUUUGUCCUUUGCAAUUGUAUUGCAGCCUAGGAUGGUCCAGGCCAGCCUGAAGGCCAAAAGGGAUGGAGUUGGUAUGAACACAUGUUGUACUGGUUACCGGACAAAGGUACCCCGAAACGUGAACAUGGAAAAUUUGCAAAAUGGAUAUUUGUUCUCUGAGAUUUCCAGGUGCAAGCUUCAACACAUUGAGAAGUUCCCAAAUUCAAAAUUGAUCAGCCUCGGAGUUGGUGAUACCACAGAGCCUCUACCAGACAUCAUAGCAUCAAGCAUGGCAGAAUAUGCACUAGCCCUUUCAACGCCUGAAGGUUACAGAGGGUAUGGACCUGAGCAAGGCUACGAGGCAUUGAGGAAGGCUAUUGCUGAAUCAUUCUACAAAGAUGUAUCCGUAAAAGAUACAGAAAUUUUUGUGACGGAUGGCUCACAGUGUGAUAUUACUCGUCUGCAGCUGGUUCUCGGUGCAAAUGUGACAAUAGCUGUACAGGACCCCUCUUAUCCGGUUUAUCAAGAUUCAAGUAUCAUAAUUGGUCAGGCUGGAAAUUACAAAGAUGAAGCUUUGAAGUGUAGGAACAUUGAAUACAUGAGAUGUUCUCCUCAAAAUAACUUCUUUCCUGACUUGGAUACAACGUCAAGAGCAGACAUUAUCUUCUUUUGCUCUCCGAACAAUCCUACUGGUCAUGCGGCAACACGAAAGCAGUUAGAGAAACUUGUGGAAUUUGCAAGGAAUAAUGGUUCGAUUAUCAUUUUUGAUUCUGCCUAUGCAUCGUAUAUUAUGGAUGAUAGUCCUCGGUCAAUCUUUGAAAUUCCUGGUGCCAGAGAGGUUGCAAUUGAAGUUUCGUCUUUCUCCAAGUUGGCUGGGUUCACGGGUGUCCGUCUUGGUUGGACAGUGGUCCCUGAAGAACUCUUAUUCUCAAAUGGAUUUCCUGUCAGAAAUGACUUUGAUCGCAUUGUGUGCACUUGCUUUAGUGGAGCCUCCAAUAUAGCUCAGGCUGGUGGACUGGCCUGUCUAUCCUCGGAGGGUCUGAAGGCUACAGAGUCCAUGGUUCAGUACUACAUGGAGAAUGCAAGGAUUCUGGUUGACACUUUCACUUCUCUGGGUUUAGAGGUAUAUGGAGGUGCAAAUGCCCCUUAUGUGUGGGUGCGUUUUCCUGGCUCAAAAUCUUGGGAUGUAUUUUCUGAGAUUCUUGAGAAGACUCACAUAAUCACAGCUCCAGGUUCCGGAUUCGGAACAGGAGGUGAAGAGUUCCUAAGAAUCAGUGCUUAUGGCAACAGAAGGUGUAUCCUUGAGGCCUCGCGGAGGCUCGGGAACUUUUUCUCCUAAGGAGAGUAUUUUAUUUUUGAGAAAUGAUUUGUACAAGUUCCAAAUAGACAAAUUUUAUGCAAGCUCUUUUAUAAAAGUGGACUUCACUUUUAAAAAGUGUAAAAAAAGUAGUCUCCGUCCACUUUUAUAGGGGGAUUGCAUGGGACUUGUUUAUUACGACUUGUCCUUAGCAUUACUCUUUAUUUUCCUUUCUGGCACAUCCGUACAUGUACUCUUACAUAAAGCAAAGUGGUUUGGCAAACGUUAUUUGGUGUGUAAUAACUCAUAUACUUUCAUGCAAGUAGUAAUAUCUAAGCUAUGAUUAAUUUAUAUUCCUACU
This is a messenger RNA of Juglans microcarpa x Juglans regia, 3696 nucleotides long. RefSeq names its product aminotransferase ALD1, chloroplastic-like. Gene Ontology annotation, biological process: systemic acquired resistance, salicylic acid mediated signaling pathway; L-pipecolic acid biosynthetic process. Gene Ontology annotation, cellular component: chloroplast. The transcript is spliced from 10 exons. Lineage: Eukaryota; Viridiplantae; Streptophyta; Magnoliopsida; Fagales; Juglandaceae. The record is from RefSeq and is a predicted model, not a curated record. Bases 1941 to 3377 code for a protein of 478 amino acids. Gene Ontology annotation, molecular function: L-lysine:pyruvate alpha-transaminase activity; pyridoxal phosphate binding.